Molecule: messenger RNA, 276 nt
Organism: Macrosiphum euphorbiae (potato aphid)
Lineage: Eukaryota; Metazoa; Arthropoda; Insecta; Hemiptera; Aphididae
Source: the annotation of a GenBank genome assembly
AUGAAAAAAUUAAAACAUAAUAUUGUUAAAGAAUUAAAAAUAUCAAAAUAUUUUUCAAUAAGUAUUGAUUCGACGCCAGAUAUUUCGCACGUCGACAAAUUAUCAUUUAUGGUGAGAUAUGUCCUCGAAACAGGUCUUCCUGUAGAACGAUUCUUAUGUUUUGUUUCAAAUCCAGGACAUAAAGCUUUAGAUUUGACUAAUGCCAUUACCAAUACUUUAAAAUCACACGAUAUUGACAUUUCUGACUGUCGAGGGCAAAGCUACGAUAGUCGAUAA